Messenger RNA from Myodes glareolus (Bank vole), 2116 nucleotides. It is a transcript of the gene Bend6, whose product is annotated as BEN domain containing 6. Gene Ontology annotation, biological process: negative regulation of Notch signaling pathway; positive regulation of neuron differentiation. Gene Ontology annotation, molecular function: transcription corepressor activity; DNA binding. Gene Ontology annotation, cellular component: nucleus. Lineage: Eukaryota; Metazoa; Chordata; Mammalia; Rodentia; Cricetidae. The record is from RefSeq and is a predicted model, not a curated record.
CCCCCGGGCUUCGCCUCUGCAGCCUCGGUGGACCGACUGCUGGAGGCCGGCGUCAGGGGGCGCCAAGGAGCCGGGGGGGACCCGGGCUCCCGCCUCCCUGCGCCCGCCCGGAGGCUGGGGCUCAAAGGAUGCAGCAGGGAGAAGCAUUAGCUGCUUGCAGAAGAGCAGCACCUACAUGGGAGUCUCUGCCUUCGACGGUUUCCGAAAGCUUUCGCUGACUACCUGAGAAGAUGCAGAAGAUCUUGCAGACAGGUGAAAUUACCGAUAACCAAGUUCUUAGGAAAAGAAAGAGGAAACGGACAGAGACAGCGAACACGGAGAAUACAAACAGCGCCACGGAUAAAGCACAGAGAGACCCGUAUUCAGGAAAUGCCUUCCUGCCUGGCGAGACCUCCAGUGAUGAUGAAACCCCCUUAGCAGAACUGUCCAAGGAGGAACUUUGUACCAAAAUCAGAAACCUGAAGGAGAAACUAACGAACAUUCGGAAGGAAAACAGUCGGCUCCGACAGUCUUUGGUCAUGCUACAAGUGUUACCACAGGCAGUCACCCAGUUUGAAGAACUGGUUGCAAUGGCAGAGACCCUGCUAAAGGGUGGAGGAGUGGCGUCCACACCUGCAUCUACUCUCUGGAGAUCAACCAACAACUCCUCCCCAGACUCUUUUGCCUCUCUGUGCAGUAAUUCCAACUCUAGUUCCAGCUCCCCAAGUUCCCUGAAGGCCGAGGAGGAGCAGCCUCCUGGUGAGAAGCAGUUCAAGAUUGAAAACUGGCAGAUUGCACGUUGUAAUAAGAGCAAGCCUCAGAAAUUUAUUAAUGAUUUAAUGCAAGUUCUUUACACAACUGAGUACAUGGCCACACACAGUCUGACUGGGGCAAAAUCCUCUACUUCAAGAGACAAAGUUGUAAAACCAGCUAUGAAUCAGAAUGAAGUUCAAGAAAUCAUAGGAAUAACGAAGCAGGUGUUUCCCAGUGCAGAUGACAUUUCCAUCAGAAGGAUGAUAGGACAGAAACUGAAUAACUGCACCAAGAAGCCGAAUGUGAGCAAAACUCUUAACUCUCAGGAUAUUAAGUAGACCCUAAUGGUAUCUUAAAAUAAAGCAUGUUUGGUUUUAUGUCAACCAUUGGAUUUUGCUGGAGAAUCUGAGGCACAUCAGAGACCGGCUGUGUGGCGUCUGUAGAACCCAUGGCCUUCCUGGUGGAGCAAAAGACUGGCUGAAGAAGCUGCAUGCAGAGUCCAUACUAAUUGCUAGCGAUGCAUCAACCCAGAGAAUGUCUGUCAAAUACGCAUGCGAUAUGGUUUCCUUGGAAAUACGCAUUUCUCACAGCCCCAGAUACUUCCCCGUACAACUACUUUAAGAUAAUAUAAGCUCUUAUCACAGCAACAAAAGCAUCUGCCCUCCAGAUCAGUCAACGUCCUCCACAGACUGUGUGCAUUAUUGCCAUCGGUGAUUCCCCAUGAUGCCGUUUGUUUGCUUUUUGAAUGUAGCAAGUGCGUUGAGUGGAAAAUACAAUUGAAAUAAUACGUUUACAGAUACAAAAGGAGCAAAGUGAGCCUAAGUGAUGAUAACCGCAUCUAACCAAGUGGUGAUGCUAUAACAUUAAGGUAAAUAGGAUUAUGGGGGAAAAAAAACAAAAACGUAAAAAUCUUUUCAAUAUUAAGUUGUCCGAACACAAUCCUAAAAGCCCCAAAUCCCUUUUUUGUUUGUUAAAAUGAUGCAGCAAAUCUUAUAAUAGACUCUUAGUCUGUGAAGCAGACAUACCUCCCAAUAUUCAUUGUCCAAAGUGUACUAGUUACGGAUUAUAAUGUUCAACAACAAUAUUACCUGAAGUACACUUAGGGCAUAACAUCGUGGUUGACCAGCUGUGAUGCUAAACUGCUUAAUUUUAACAUGUUUAUUUCCACUCUAACAGAAGGGAAGUGACUUGGGAAAAAAAUACUGCUUUAAUAAUGGCACAGGAAAAAAUGUCAUUUUGUGAAUCAACAAAAGAUAAAAUAUUCUUCAGAGACUUUUCACUUGAUGGCAGAUCACCUGACUACUUUGCAAUAUAAAACUACAUUUUUUCCUUUCUUCCUUUCUUCCUUCCUCCUUCCCUCCCUCCCUCCCACCUUCCCUCCCUC